This is a messenger RNA of Telopea speciosissima, 4502 nucleotides long. Its product is annotated as paladin. The transcript has 19 exons. The coding region runs from base 498 to 4121 and encodes 1207 amino acids. NCBI's taxonomy places the organism in Eukaryota, Viridiplantae, Streptophyta, Magnoliopsida, Proteales, Proteaceae. The record is from RefSeq and is a predicted model, not a curated record.
GAUUUCAUACGCAGCAGAAAACAGCCAUACGACACGCUUCUCACGUUGGUCUUUCUGGCGACGAAGCCAUGCUCGAGCUCGGCAAACAGAUUAUAUGCAUUCAACGCUCCCCAGAAAAGCUCUUGUUGCCCUUUGUCUUUCUUUCCCUCCUCGUAUCGUCAAUAAACCCCUUCCUCUUAUUAUCUCUAUUGUUUAUGCUCCUUCUGCUCCAUGUUGUGUUAAAUUUAUCUUAGAAGUUAGAGCAAGAGAGGAAAUUCCGAUUGGGUGAGAGAGGUAUAUGGGAAGUGGAAAGUGCUCUCUCUCUUUUAUCAUUUUUCCUCCCAUGAGUCCGUGAUAAUUAGCUGAUCGGUCCAAUAAAUUCCUAUACAGAUUUGUACUGGUAUCUGUCGCACUUGCUCAAGCUGUUGCUUCAAACAAAAUAGGGAAGAAAUCCCAAAUCAAAAAAGAAAAAGAAAAAGAAGGUAAGACACGAAAUUGUUUCGUAUCCAUAGUGGACGAUGUCGGUACAAAAAGAACCGGAGCAGGUUAUGAAGCAGAGAGUGGGAUCUGUUUUGGGCAAGAAAACAAUACUUAAGAGUGACCACUUCCCUGGCUGUCAAAACAAACGAUUAACUCCACAAAUCGAUGGUGCUCCCAAUUACAGACAGGCCGACUCAUUACGUGUUCAUGGUGUUGCAAUACCUACUGUUGAUGGUAUCCGAAAUGUACUUAAUCAUAUUGGGGCACAACAAAAAGGGAAACAAACGCGAGUGCUUUGGCAUAACCUUCGAGAAGAACCGGUGGUGUACAUUAAUGGUCGUCCAUUUGUUCUGCGUGAUGUGGAGAGGCCCUUUUCCAAUCUUGAGUAUACGGGAAUCAAUAGGGCUAGAGUUGAACAAAUGGAAGCUCGAUUGAAGGAUGACAUACUGUUGGAAGCCGCACGAUAUGGAAAUAAGAUCCUUGUAACUGAUGAACUGCCAGAUGGUCAGAUGGUGGACCAAUGGGAACCAGUGACACAUGAUUCGGUGAAGACACCUUUAGAGGUUUAUGAGGAACUGCAAGUAGAUGGAUACCUUGUUAACUAUGAACGUGUUCCUAUUACUGACGAAAAAUCACCAAAGGAGCAGGAUUUUGAUAUUCUGGUUCAUAGGAUUUUGCAAACAGAUAUAAACACGGAGAUAGUCUUUAAUUGUCAAAUGGGGCGGGGACGAACUACCACAGGGAUGGUGAUUGCUACAUUGGUUUACUUUAACCGAAUUGGAGCAUCUGGUAUUCCAAGGACAAAUUCAAUCGGAAAAGUUUUUGAUGCUGGAUCCAAUGUCACUGAUAAUUUACCUAAUUCAGAGGAGGCCAUUCGCCGAGGAGAAUAUGCUGUCAUAAGAAGCCUGAUUCGGGUCUUGGAGGGUGGUGUAGAAGGGAAAAGGCAAGUGGAUAAAGUCAUUGACAGAUGUGCGUCCAUGCAGAAUCUACGAGAGGCAAUUGCUACGUAUCGGAGUAGUAUUCUACGGCAGCCAGAUGAAAUGAAGAGAGAAGCAUCACUUUCCUUUUUUGUGGAAUACUUGGAAAGAUACUACUUCCUCAUUUGUUUUGCAGUAUAUAUCCAUACAGAGAGAGCAGCUCUCCUUUCCAGUUCAUCUAGUCAAAGCAGUUUUGCUUACUGGAUGAGAGCAAGGCCAGAGCUCUACAGCAUACUUCGCAGGUUGCUUAGGAGAGACCCAAUGGGUGCACUUGGUUAUUCAAGCUUGAAACCUUCUUUGAUGAAAAUUGCUGAAUCUGCUGAUGGUCGCCCUUCUGAGAUGGGUGUAGUUGCCGCCCUAAGAAAUGGAGAGGUUCUUGGGAGUCAAACUGUUCUAAAAAGUGAUCACUGUCCUGGUUGCCAAAACCUAAGUUUACUUGAGAGAGUGGAGGGUGCACCUAAUUUCAGAGAAGUUCCUGGCUUUCCAGUUUAUGGUGUUGCCAACCCAACCAUCGAUGGUAUUCGAGCUGUUAUUCAGAGGGUUGGUAGCGUUAAGGAUGGUCGACCAAUUUUUUGGCACAAUAUGAGAGAAGAGCCGGUUAUCUACAUCAAUGGCAAACCAUUUGUACUUCGUGAGGUGGAAAGGCCAUACAAAAAUAUGCUGGAGUAUACGGGAAUAGAUCGUGAAAGAGUGGAGAGGAUGGAGGCUCGGUUGAAAGAAGAUAUCCUUAGGGAAUCUGAACGCUAUGGGGGUGCUAUAAUGGUAAUUCAUGAAACAAAUGAUGGGCAAAUAUUUGAUGCUUGGGAACAUGUGAACUGUGGAUCGAUUCAGACUCCUCUGGAGGUUUACAGAUGCUUGGAAGCUGAGGGUCUCCCCAUCAAGUAUGCACGUGUGCCCAUAACUGAUGGUAAAGCUCCCAAAAGUUCUGACUUCGACACAUUAGCAUUGAAUAUUGCGUCUGCUACCAAAGAUACUGCCUUUGUUUUCAAUUGCCAGAUGGGAAGAGGGAGGACAACUACGGGUACUGUGAUUGCUUGCCUUCUCAGACUUAGAAUUGAUUAUGGGAGACCUAUUAGAAUGCAGCCUUUGGCUGCAGCUUAUGAAGAUGUAGACAGUGGUUCCUCAAGUGGGGAGGAAGCUGGACAUAAUAGCACUGCAUCUGCAUCAAAUAUUAUAACAACAACAAAUGAGAAAGAUCCCAAUCGUGCAUUUGGCAUAAAUGACAUACUAUUGUUGAGGAAGAUAACAAGAUUGUUUGAUAAUGGAGUGGAAUGCCGGGAGGCACUGGAUGCAAUUAUUGAUAGAUGUUCAGCUUUGCAAAACAUUCGGCAAGCAGUUCUGCAUUACAGAAAAGUAUUCAAUCAACAACAUGUAGAACCACGGGUAAGGAGGGUUGCAUUAAACCGUGGUGCUGAGUACUUGGAGCGUUACUUCCGGCUGAUUGCUUUUGCAGCAUAUCUUGGAAGUGAUGCAUUUGAUCGUUUCUGUGGACAAGGAGAUUCCAGGAUGACCUUUAAGACUUGGUUGCAUCAGAGACCAGAGGUCCAGGCACUGAAAUGGAGCAUUAGAUUAAGACCUGGGAGAUUCUUCACUGCCCCUGAAGAACUGAGAGCACCACAUGAAUCUCAGCAUUGCGAUGCAGUGAUGGAAGCUACAGUCAAGGAUCGUAAUGGUUCUGUUCUGGGAAAAGGUUCCAUACUCAAAAUGUACUUCUUUCCCGGUCAGAGAACUUCCAGCCGCAUCCAAAUCCAUGGUGCACCACAUGUCUACAAGGUGGACGGAUACCCUGUCUAUAGCAUGGCAACUCCAACAAUUUCUGGUGCUAGAGAAAUGUUAACCUAUUUACGUGCCAAAUCAACUGCGGGUGAAAAGGUUGCUCAAAAAGUUAUAAUAACUGAUCUGAGAGAAGAAGCAGUUGUGUACAUAGAUGGCACCCCAUUUGUACUGAGGGAACUAAAUCAACCCAUUGAUACACUGAAGCAUGUGGGGAUAACUGGCUCAGUGGUGGAACACAUGGAGGCCCGGCUGAAAGAAGAUAUAUUAGCUGAGGUCACACGGUCUGGUGGUCGAAUGCUUUUACAUCGGGAAGAACAUUCUUUAACUUUAGAUCAAGCCAGUGUCAUUGGAUACUGGGAGAACAUUCUAGCAUACAAUGUAAAAACGCCUGCUGAAGUAUAUCGUGCUCUGGAAGACGAGGGGUUCAAUAUUGAAUACAGGAGGAUACCAUUUACAAGAGAAAGAGAAGCUGUAGCUUCUGAUGUUGAUGCAAUUCAGUACUGUAAAGAUGAAUCUGCAGGGUGUUAUCUUUUUGUAUCACACACAGGGUUUGGAGGGGUUGCUUAUGCAAUGGCUAUUAUUUGUCUUAGACUCAAUGAAGAGGGGUCGUUUGCAUCAGAGAUGUCAGAAUCAUUGGUUGGAACUCAAUGUCUAUCUUCAAUGGCAAAAGAGAACUUACAAACUUGGGCUUUUAAUGAAGCUCGUAAAGAGGGUGAUUACAGGGACAUACUAAACCUCACUAGGGUUUUAAUGUAUGGUCCCAAGAGCAAAGCAGAGGUUGAUCUUGUUAUAGAAAGGUGUGCAGGUGCUGGGAAUUUGCGAGAUGAUAUUCUUUACUACAGGCAGGAACUUGAGAAGUGCGCUGAUGGUGAUGACGAAAAGAGCAUGCCUCAUGGAUAUGGGUAUUAAAGCGUUAAGGCGGUACUUCUUCCUUAUCACUUUCAGGUCUUACCUUUAUUGCACUCCUGCAUGUGAGAUGGGAUUUCUGGCAUGGAUUGAGGCAAGGCCUGAACUGGGUCAUCUCUGCCAUAACUUGAGGAUCGACAAAUGACAGAUUUCCAAUCAUUUUGAGAAGGAUUGUGGGGAAUUAGUCUUUUCAAUAUUAUUAUUAUUGUAAAAUGUUAGAAUAAGUUGGCAUACCCGAAGUUAUGGUGAUUUUGUGUUGGAUGCAUGCUGAACUGUACAACAGGUGAAUGCACCAUAUUUUUUCGUACGAGGAAAGAAGCCAUCUGUGAAAGGGAAUCCAUUGCUUUUACAUGUAGCAUAUUCAACUGAAAGUAAAAAUUCAAA